This is a messenger RNA of Anopheles arabiensis, 1442 nucleotides long. RefSeq names its product B-cell receptor-associated protein 31. Gene Ontology annotation, biological process: intracellular protein transport; endoplasmic reticulum to Golgi vesicle-mediated transport. Gene Ontology annotation, cellular component: endoplasmic reticulum; endoplasmic reticulum membrane. The transcript is spliced from 4 exons. The record is from RefSeq and is a predicted model, not a curated record. Bases 204 to 899 code for a protein of 231 amino acids. Lineage: Eukaryota; Metazoa; Arthropoda; Insecta; Diptera; Culicidae.
GCGACAUUCGAUACCAACAACAAAUCAAGGCCAACUUCGCAGCAAAAACGUUGCUCGCUACAGCAAAACUUUUCAACUGUUGGACCUCGGUGAGUCAACCGUACAGUGAACAAUCUGCGAUUGUCGUAGGCUGAAUACAGAUUCCGUGCCGCCGUUCCCAUUCUGAAAAACUUGAUAAAGCGCAUCAACACAAUCCUACCGAAAUGACUCUCGUCUGGGGCAUUAUUGCAUCGUUCCUGUACGUGGAAAUAUUUGUGGUGCUACUGCUCGUGCUACCGCUCCGGAGCCCACAGCAAUGGCAUCGAUUUUUCAAAUCCCGCUUCCUGGCGAUGCUGAGCCGCCAGGCCCAGACCUAUUUCUAUCUGCUGCUCGCUGUGUUGGUGCUGUUCCUCCUGGAAGCGAUCCGCGAGAUGCGUAAAUACUCCUCCAAUGAUCAUACGCACACCGAAACGCACCUGAAUGUGGAGAUGCAGCACAGUAUGCGAUUGUUCCGUGCCCAGCGCAACUUUUACAUUUCCGGCUUUGCCAUCUUCCUGUCGCUGGUGAUUCGUCGGCUGGUGUCACUGAUUAGCGGCCAGGCUGUGUUGCUCGCACAGGCGGAAGCUUCGAUGAAGCAGGCGCAAAGUGCUACCAGCGCCGCUCGCACACUGAUGAAUCAGCAGAAGGAUGGCGAUAAGAAAGCAGAUGCCAAGGACAAACCGGCUGGCGAUGCACCAAAUACCGAUGAGCUAAAGAAGAAGGUCGCCGAGCUUGAGCAGGAGCUAGCCAAGGAGCGCAAGGAUAAGGAGGCCAUGAAAUCACAAUCAGAAAGUCUAAACCGCGAAUACGAUCGACUUACGGAAGAGUACAGCAAACUGCAGAAGAAGAUCACCGUUUCCAGCGCAGAUAAGAGUGAUUAAUUUUUUUGGCAAAAUUUUCAUUUCAUAAUUAAUCGGCAUCUUGAAUUUUUAUACGUACGGUUUAAGGUUUUGGGCUAUUUAUGGCGUGAAGUAUUGCGUGCGUACUUGUCUUUUCUACCAAUUAUGCUCAUCAUUCAUGUAUAAAUCUAAGUGAUUUUCCAUUACAUUGUUUGUGACAAAUUUAAGUUCACUUUAAAAACUAGCUUUUUUUUCGUUUUUCUAUAACAUCCAUUUUCUUCUAUUUAAUUAUUGUAUGCAUGUAAUAAUUCACGGUUUUACGAUCCUUUUUGCGGGCGAUGGGCGAUUACAUAAACAACCAAAACUUUGCAAGGAAUAACUUAAAGAGAGUGGAUUGUAUUGCACCUCAGACAGAAGGGUUGUUUCUUCGGACAGAGUGAUAUGAAACGAUGGCACUGAAUUUUCGAACGAUAAAACAAAUUCUUUCUUCUUGCAAAAAACACAAACUAUUGUAUGAGAGACGCUAAACUACGACAAAAUAAAUGUUUAGUAACAUAACACACAAAAAAUGGAAAAAUAGUCAAA